Drepanopeziza brunnea f. sp. 'multigermtubi' MB_m1 is the source of this 450-nucleotide messenger RNA. The record is from RefSeq and is a predicted model, not a curated record. NCBI's taxonomy places the organism in Eukaryota, Fungi, Ascomycota, Leotiomycetes, Helotiales, Drepanopezizaceae.
AUGAAACUCCAUGCCAUCCGAUCCGACGACAUGUCUGAGAACUACCGUGGACUUCCGCUGCCACCAAAUGAUUUCGAUAAUACAAACCGCCAGGCAGCCAAGUCUUGGGUGUUGCCCUUUCACGAGACGGAGUUCGCCAUUACACUCCAGCCAGGCGCCUAUCUCGUCGAUCUUGUCGAGACGGUGCAGGUUCCCCCGAACUGCAUGACGAGCCUCUUCCCUCGAUCGUCGCUGUGGCGGUCUGCUGCCGGAAUCCGUGCUGGAGUCGUCGAUGCUGGAUAUGAAGGUGCUAUAGGAGCUUUAAUGGAAGUGAAUAACCCGAAUGGUAUCGUAAUGCUAAGCUCGCACAAAUUUGUAUUCGAGGAGAUGGGGGAAAUGGUCGAGGGAUAUAGUGGCAUCUACCAGUCCUCAACGAGUGGUAUUAGACGCGAUGGGACAGCAAAGGCGUAA